AUGAGCAUCCUUUUGGUAAGUGGCAGGCAAUUCGGUGAUGAUGAGCGUUACUUGUACUUAGCACAACAGGUUAUUCGUUCAAAUUACAGUGUUAAAAAAAUUGUAAAAAUGUUGAUCAAAGUUAAAACAUUAACUGGUAAAGAAAUUGAAGUCGAUGUUGAACCGCAAGAUAAAAUUGAACGUAUAAAAGAACGUGUUGAAGAAAAAGAAGGUAUUCCUCCACCUCAACAACGUUUAAUUUUUUCUGGUAAACAAAUGAAUGAUGAGAAAACUGUUCAAGAUUAUGCUGUUACGGCAGGUUGUGUUUUACAUUUGGUAUUAGCAUUAAGAGUUGCUUCCUAUUACGCUGUUUUGGCUCUUAUUCCAACUGCUGAUAAACAGGUUGCUGGCAUCUAUUUAUAUCGAAAUAAUAGAUCUCGCCUACUUACCUAUCUUCCAUUAGACGAAUAUACAAGCGUGACAAAUUGUACUCGCACCAUUCGUCCUGUACCAAAAUGCUAUUUAUUCGAAUUAAGAGGAGAAGAUAAUUCAGAAAUAUUCGGAGCUUCCGACGUCAAUGAUCGUACAGUUAAGUUUAUCUGA
Molecule: messenger RNA, 582 nt
Organism: Didymodactylos carnosus
Lineage: Eukaryota; Metazoa; Rotifera; Eurotatoria; Philodinida; Philodinidae
Source: the annotation of a GenBank genome assembly